AUGGCGACUGCACGUUUGAAUUUUGAGCGUUACGAACGGUCAGCGUUGGUGCAGGUGCAUGCACAUUCCGCCUUCAUUUUCAAUUGCUAUCACAAAAAAGUGCGUUGAAGUGGUAAUUAUCGUGAUUAUUAUUGAACCGACGUGAGUGAAGUUCGCAGUGAGAUCGAGAGGAUGGAUAAUUUUAUGAAGGUCGAGAAAAUUGGAGAAGGUACAUAUGGCGUCGUAUACAAAGGAAAACAUAAGAAAACUGGGGAAAUUGUCGCCAUGAAGAAGAUUCGACUAGAGAGCGACGAUGAGGGAAUACCCUCGACAGCUAUUCGUGAAAUUUCGUUACUAAAGGAGUUGAAGCAUCCCAACAUCGUGGGAUUGAUUGAUGUACUGAUGGAAGAGUCCAGGCUGUAUCUCAUUUUCGAGUAUCUCACGAUGGAUCUUAAGAAAUACAUGGACACUUUGGGGAGUGGAAAGUUAAUGCCUGCUGAGACUGUCAAAUCGUAUUUGUAUCAGAUCACACGAGCUGUAUUGUUUUGUCACACACGACGAGUUCUUCAUCGUGACUUGAAACCGCAGAACUUACUGAUUGAUGAGCGCGGUUGCAUUAAAGUCGCUGAUUUUGGCCUUGGGAGGGCUUUUGGCAUUCCAGUGAGAGUUUACACACACGAGGUUGUCACAUUAUGGUACAGGGCCCCAGAAAUUCUUCUUGGCACCACCAGAUAUACAUGUGCUAUUGAUGUUUGGAGUAUAGGGUGUAUCUUCGCUGAAAUGGCAACGAGGAAGCCACUGUUCCAGGGGGACAGUGAAAUUGAUCAGUUGUUCAGAAUCUUUCGUGUCUUGAAGACACCAACUGAGGAAAAUUGGCCUGGUGUCACUCAACUUGCUGAUUACAAAGCCACAUUCCCAAAUUGGACAACUAAUCAUUUAGCGACCCAGGUGAAGCCACUCAAUGAAAAGGGGCUCGAUCUUCUUCAAGCAAUGCUCAUCUACAACCCAGAGAAACGCAUAUCAGCACGAGCUGCACUCGAGCAUCCAUACUUUGACGAUCUCGAUCACAAGAAACUGCCUCCAACGUGAUAAUUAUGGGAAAUAUCCAGUGGUUUUGAAUUCUCUGGGAUCACUCUAUCUUAUUUGUCCACGAGAAUAUCUCUGUCGUUUUUUACUUCCACACUUAUUUCGAUCUUGAAAUGUACUCGUUUAGUUAUCGAAUUUGAUUCCAUGUUCACGUCGAUGUAAACUCUAUGUUUAUCCUUCUUUUUCGUUCGUUUUAUUAUAAUUUAACUCAUUUGCACGUUAUCCAUUUUUUUACCUCAUAGGAUUAUUUAUCGGAUUCAGUCGAGUGGUUUUGACCAGUUGCUGUCGAAUUUCAGUGGUUAUCUGGAGUUUUUUUUAAUGAACAAUUCGUCGUUAUAAUUUUUUCGGCGUAUAAAUUGCUCAUUCAUUUCAACGAUUAUCAUGCUCGCAGGCGGAUUCUUCCCAUGGACUUGUAAAUAUUUUUGGUGGAAAUAUCAGGAAAAUUAUCUCAUCGAAACAAUGAAAUCGUACAAAUGUUAUUUUUUUUUUUACAUGUGACAAGUUGAUUGAAGAAUGGGGAACAGAAGGCUUGAAGAAUAAAGAGAAAUGAUGUAAUUUUUUCA
Messenger RNA from Fopius arisanus, 1628 nucleotides. It is a transcript of the gene Cdk1, whose product is annotated as Cyclin-dependent kinase 1. Gene Ontology annotation, cellular component: nucleus. The transcript is spliced from 4 exons. Gene Ontology annotation, biological process: G2/M transition of mitotic cell cycle; mitotic G2 DNA damage checkpoint signaling; protein phosphorylation. Gene Ontology annotation, molecular function: cyclin-dependent protein serine/threonine kinase activity; ATP binding. NCBI's taxonomy places the organism in Eukaryota, Metazoa, Arthropoda, Insecta, Hymenoptera, Braconidae. Bases 172 to 1068 code for a protein of 298 amino acids. The record is from RefSeq and is a predicted model, not a curated record.